AUGAUGCGCGCUCGUGAGUGCGAGAUCGCAGUGGUGACGUCUUCGAAGCACUUCUUCGUACCUAGCACGCCCGAAGAUAUUGCUGCGUACAGGGUCAGCGAUGACCGACGAUUGGAAGGUCUUCUCGAAGAUGUAAUCGAUGUUGCGAAAGAUAUGGGCUUCUCUCAGACCACUACUAAAGGCAUCACAGACGGAUUGACUACAUGCGUUGAUCAUCAGCAUCUGUGGGUGAACGCGACAUAUGAACAGCUCGCUACCGUUGUGUUGUACCUGAGCGCCGUACGGGCCGGCAUCGAACAGCCUGGUAUAUUGAACCAGCUGUCAAUGUGCUUCGGUGCGUCGAUGAAAGGUAUCAAGCAGUUACUUCCAGCAGUAUUGAAACUGCUCAUCAAUACCAGCGCAAGUUUCGCCAUUGCUGACUUCAUGCAAACAUUCGCAAAGACAUAUCCUGCCUAUCAAAAGCACUCAAAAGAUCUUGCUCGGCUACAGUUGAAGCUAUGGCGUCUGGUACUAGACCGCUGCCUUUUCCCGUUUGAGGUUAUCACGACGAACUGGCGACACGUCGUGACAUCGUGCAUCUAUGCAGUGACUACAGUGAACGACGUCUUCCUGGAUACUGAAGAGAUUAGCGCAGCGGUAGGUGCGAGUAGCCCUAGCAUUGGUGGCGAGGACAUGAAUACAUACCUGCUCUCCGCUAUUGUGGACAACAAAGCCUACCAAAUGAAGACUACGACUACCAAAGCACGGCGCCAACGUAAGCUCGAAGCCCGCUCAGGGAGACGGUUCGCACUUGAUGUCGUUGCCGCCUAUCUCACACCAGACUCGGUCAUCGGUUUAGAUCGGAGCUUUGAGACGAUCUCAAUCAAUGAGUCUAGGAGAUGGCUCGAUAACAGCUCGCCCGGCUUUUGCAAGUUUAGCAUCCUCCUCUAG
Messenger RNA from Alternaria conjuncta, 930 nucleotides. RefSeq lists its product as uncharacterized. NCBI's taxonomy places the organism in Eukaryota, Fungi, Ascomycota, Dothideomycetes, Pleosporales, Pleosporaceae. Bases 1 to 930 code for a protein of 309 amino acids. The transcript has a single exon. The record is from RefSeq and is a predicted model, not a curated record.